Molecule: messenger RNA, 973 nt
Organism: Zingiber officinale
Lineage: Eukaryota; Viridiplantae; Streptophyta; Magnoliopsida; Zingiberales; Zingiberaceae
Exons: 2
Coding region: 53-415 (120 amino acids)
Source: RefSeq, a predicted model, not a curated record
GAUCGCACGAUUUCAAGGACGGUUCGGUUGGAGAAUUGGCAGCAUCGGAUUGAUGGCGAGUGUGUCGGAGGAGAAUGGCUCGGUGCUGCGCGAGGGGGUGGCGUCGGUUCGCCCACCGAGGCUGGAGGACGCCGGGCUCGAGGACUGCGCCCUCCCGCCGGAGUCCAUUAUGGAGGCUUUCGCCCGCGCCGCUAUCUCCGCUCGUCCCGAUUUGGACGAAGAGAGCGAAGAUGAGGGUUCGCACGAAGCCCUAGAUUCGCGGUCGCCUGCAGGGGUGAUCUCAUUCGUCGAGCAGACGGAGCAGUAUCCUGAUGGGCUUACGGUCCCUGAAACAGUGGCUUCCAGUUUGGGAAGGGAGGAAAGGAUGGCAGAGCGUAAGGAAGAAGGGGAAGCAGUAGCUGAAGACGCAAUCUGAUUCAGGAUCAUGAGUUGGUCUGAUCUGCUAUUCUCUUCCAUCCACUGAACGUGGAGAAUGCAUUUUAGGUUGAUUUUGACUUGAUAGGAUAUAACUUUCCCUUUGAUUGGUCCAGAGGUAAUUUAGUAGACGAAUUGAUAGUUCGUUGCCCCACGUCAGUAGAAAAGGUUCCAACUUGAACUGCUUUUGUAUAAUCAAUUCAAUUAUUUGUAAACCUGGGAAUGCAAUUCGAUGUCCUGUCUGUAGACAGCAGCCAGUUAGGUUUAAAUGACUGAUGAUUCUUAAAUCUACAAGUAAUCAAUCCUGUGUUUGGGGGAAUUUUAGUUGCUUACACAAGGGAAGGUAUUCAAUACCAAUAUUGUUGGAUGUACUUUGCCAAAAAUUCACUUAUUAUAUUUUUGCGAGAAUAAAUAAUUGCCUACUCGUCUGAGCAUUGCAUGCUUGCAACUGAAAGAAAAUUACUUUCUUCUUCGUUCAAAAUCUCCUUUGAUGCUUGCCUGGAGGAGGGAAAGUUUGUUGGCAUCACAGGUGAUCUCAAAUCCAUUCUGCUGGGGGGUU